AUUUUCUAAAUCAAUUGGUCAAAGUUUUGGAUGCAAAUCGAAAAUGACAACUUUCGCUCAUACCGAUUUCAAUAGUUCUGCUUAUAGUGCAUACCGUCCCACUUAUGGAAAAGAAUUAUAUGAAAAAAUUUAUUCUUUUCAUAGAUCUCAUAAUGGUAGAUUUGAUAAUGCACUUGAUGUUGCUACGGGAACUGGACAAGUUGCAAUUGAAUUAUCUAAAUCAUUUAAACAAGUUUAUGCAAUUGAUGUUUCUUCCACAAUGCUUCAAAAUGCGAUUAAAAAUCCAGAUAUUACUUAUUCAAUAUCCAGCGCAGAAGAUUUAUCCCAAUUUUCAUCCAAUUCUAUUGAUUUAGUUACGGCAGCUCAAUCAGCUCAUUGGUUUAAUAUAACAGAAUUCUUUAAAGAAUCUUUUCGUGUGUUAAAACCUCAGGGAACUUUAGCAAUAUGGGCUUAUGGUCAAAAUAUUCUGAGGGAUUAUCCAGAUUUUAAACAUUUAACGAAAAAAUUCGUUGAAGAUGAAUUUAGAACUUAUUGGAGUAAAGAACUGGAUACCAUAGGAAAUUUUUACAGAGACUUUAAAUUUCCCGAAGAAAUGUUUCAAACCGUUAAAUGGGAAAUUUAUGAUGGUGAAGAAACUCCAGAUGCCGAACCACUUUUUAUAACUGAAUGGACUAUCCCUCGAUUAGUAAAAUAUUUUAAGACAUGGAGUUUUUAUAAAAAUUAUUUGACAGCAAAUCCCAAUUCUCCGGAUCCCAUUGAUAAGCACAUUGCUGAUCUAACUCAACUUUUUGGAUGGAAAGAUAAUGAAGUGCUGCAAAUUCAUUGGCAAAGUGUUUUGAUUUUAGCUGAAAAAAGAUCAUAAUUAUCUUUUUAUAGAUAAACUGCCAAAAGCCACACUUUACGACGAUAAUAUUUAAUUUUAAAUAAAAUCCAAACCAAAUUAAGAAAGAAUCUAAACAAUGUAUAUUGAAAUCACGAUGAUGUCAUUUACU
This is a messenger RNA of Rhizophagus irregularis DAOM 181602=DAOM 197198, 992 nucleotides long. RefSeq lists its product as uncharacterized. Gene Ontology annotation, molecular function: S-adenosylmethionine-dependent methyltransferase activity. The record is from RefSeq and is a predicted model, not a curated record. Lineage: Eukaryota; Fungi; Glomeromycota; Glomeromycetes; Glomerales; Glomeraceae.